AUGUGCGGCCGGUAUGUCCUGGCCUUGCGGCCGUCCGAAGUGCGCCAGCAGCUGCAACAAUCACGCAUGCCCGUCGACGAAACUCUAGACGACGAAGCCGUUCGCCAAAGUUACAACUUCGCCCCUGGCUACCACGGGCUCAUAUACCGAGCAGAGGGUUCAGAACACGGCGACCCGACUAGCGCCACCAAGUACAUGCUUCAGUCCAUGCAAUGGGGCUUGGUGCCCUUCUGGACGAAGCGCAACCCCGACUACGGCUCGAAGAUGAAGACAAUUAACUGUCGCGACGACUCACUCAUAGAGGACCGUGGAAUGUGGACGACCAUGAAGAAGAAGAAGCGGUGCAUCAUCGUCGCACAGGGCUUCUAUGAGUGGCUGAAGAAGAACAACGGCAAAGAGAAGAUACCGCACUUCACCAAGCGCAAAGACGGGCAGCUGAUGUGUUUCGCUGGACUGUGGGAUUGCGUUCAGUUUGAAGACUCCGACAAGAAGUUGUUCACGUAUACAAUCAUCACAACCGAUUCGAACAAACAACUCAAGUUCUUGCACGACCGCAUGCCUGUCGUUCUGGACAACGGCUCAGAUGCAAUAAGGACUUGGUUAGAUCCAAACCGUACCGAGUGGAGCACUGAUCUUCAGUCACUUCUCAAACCAUACGAGGGUGAGUUGGAGUGCUAUCCAGUUAGCAAAGAUGUGGGCAAAGUCGGCAAUAAUUCGCCCUCGUUCUUAGUGCCCAUCAACAGCGCAGCAAACAAGAACAACAUCGCCAAUUUCUUUGGAGACCAGAAGAAAGCCGUCAAGUCCAAAACAGACGAGGAGAUCAAGAUUGAACAUGACGUCGAUGAGACUCGUGAAACUACAGACCGCAUUGAAGGAACCGAAGACAAUGCGCCUCUGCCUGUUCCAGAGUCUGACAAAAUACAAGACAGCGAGAAAUCGAGGAGUAUCAAACGGGAGCACAGCGACGACGAUAACAACGGUGUCACAGCAGACGACCCUUCACAGGAGAAACGUAGCAAGCCCACUCCAACAACGAAACCGUCGCCGGUUAAGACUCCUGCGAAGAAGCAAGGCGUACGCAGCGCCACAAGUAACAACAGCGCCGCGAAGACUCCCAAGAGCGAUGGAAGCCGCAAGAUCACAUCCUUUUUUGGCAGCAAGUGA
Molecule: messenger RNA, 1164 nt
Organism: Dothidotthia symphoricarpi CBS 119687
Lineage: Eukaryota; Fungi; Ascomycota; Dothideomycetes; Pleosporales; Dothidotthiaceae
Product: DUF159-domain-containing protein
Exons: 6
Coding region: 1-1164 (387 amino acids)
Biological process (GO): DNA damage response
Molecular function (GO): single-stranded DNA binding
Source: RefSeq, a predicted model, not a curated record